Messenger RNA from Musa acuminata AAA Group (dessert banana), 1179 nucleotides. RefSeq names its product bifunctional dTDP-4-dehydrorhamnose 3,5-epimerase/dTDP-4-dehydrorhamnose reductase-like. Gene Ontology annotation, molecular function: methionine adenosyltransferase regulator activity. The transcript is spliced from 2 exons. Gene Ontology annotation, cellular component: methionine adenosyltransferase complex. Gene Ontology annotation, biological process: S-adenosylmethionine biosynthetic process. NCBI's taxonomy places the organism in Eukaryota, Viridiplantae, Streptophyta, Magnoliopsida, Zingiberales, Musaceae. The coding region runs from base 127 to 1047 and encodes 306 amino acids. The record is from RefSeq and is a predicted model, not a curated record.
GACGAUAUCAACUCUGCUAUAAUUGCCCCCACAGGGAACGCCUUUGGGUGCCACCGCCACUGCUUCCCUCAACCCACUCUGCGCCUCUGCGUUUCAUUCAAUCCUCAGAUCCGGUAGGUUCGAUCGAUGGGUCUGACGACGGAGAACGGCUCCACGGCAGCCGGGAAAGAGGCCUCCGGCCUCAAGUUCCUCAUCUACGGCCGCACCGGGUGGAUCGGCGGCCUGCUGGGCGGCCUCUGCACCGAGCGCGGCAUUCCCUUUGUCUACGGCGACGGCCGCCUCGAGAACCGCGCGCAGCUCGAGGCCGACAUCACCGCCGCCUCCCCCACCCACGUUUUCAACGCCGCCGGUGUCACCGGCCGUCCCAAUGUCGAUUGGUGCGAGACCCACCGCGUGGAGACCAUCCGCGCCAACGUCGUCGGCACCCUCACCCUCGCGGACGUCUGCCGCGAGCGCGGUCUCAUCCUUGUCAACUAUGCCACUGGGUGCAUCUUCGAGUACGAUGGCGCCCACCCCCUUGACUCUGGGGUCGGGUUCAAAGAGGAGGACACGCCCAACUUUGUUGGGUCUUUCUACUCCAAGACCAAGGCCAUGGUUGAAGAGCUGCUGAAGAACUAUGAGAACGUGUGCACCCUCCGUGUUAGAAUGCCGAUCUCAACAGAUCUGUUAAACCCUCGCAACUUCAUCACCAAAAUCACCCGCUACGAGAAGGUUGUUAACAUACCCAACUCCAUGACCAUUCUGGAUGAACUUUUGCCUAUAUCAAUUGAAAUGGCAAAGAGGAACCUCACUGGCAUAUGGAACUUCACCAACCCUGGUGUCGUCAGUCAUAACGAGAUCUUGGAGAUGUACAGAGACUAUAUCGAUCCAAAAUUUACGUGGAAGAACUUCAACCUGGAGGAGCAGGCAAAGGUGAUCGUUGCCCCCAGGAGCAACAAUGAACUGGAUACCACCAAAUUGAAGGGUGAGUUCCCAGAGCUUCUGCCCAUUAAGGAGUCGCUGAUCAAGUACGUCUUUGAGCCAAAUAAGAAGACAUCCAUGGCCUGAGCGGUUGGUCUCUGUGGUUUUCUUUCUUUUUUGCUUCAAUAAGGUAGUUGUUUCGGUUUGUUGGGUCAAUGUAUUCAUCAAAUGAUGAACGUGCAAUUCAUAUUUAAUUACGGGUUGUUGCCUUGUGUUCUA